Messenger RNA from Trichoderma breve, 2487 nucleotides. Its product is annotated as heterokaryon incompatibility protein (HET) domain-containing protein. Lineage: Eukaryota; Fungi; Ascomycota; Sordariomycetes; Hypocreales; Hypocreaceae. The transcript has a single exon. The record is from RefSeq and is a predicted model, not a curated record. The coding region runs from base 1 to 2487 and encodes 828 amino acids.
AUGGCUUGGGGAAAACCAAACGCUCAUUGGAUCAGGUCCCGAGAGGUUGAGACUCUCCCGGACAGCGGAUGCAACUUGUGCUUUGCCUCUGAGAAGAUACUCGCCGGGAGUGAUGCAACCUUCAUCUUGCAGCAUCAUUCCCCCGACUUCAAGUGCGAGUGCCAGCAUUACCCAGCAGUUAUACGUGUCACCCAACAUGACCUGGCCGUGACUUGUGAGACUCACAAGGCCAUGAUGGAACACAUCCUCAAAUUGUACACUGAAUUCUUGGACAAGAUGCUUGCCUCUCGGAUCUACAAACGUACGUAUCCCGCCUAUGGCGUGGAACUCUGUCGAUCCCGAGAGAGCGUGCCGACUAUCACGAUUCUUGACCACAAGUGCCGCAGCAGAAAGUCCUAUGAAUUCAUCCUGCGAAAGCCUCCAAACUCCAACGCAUCGUCUGGAGAAACCACGAUCGACGUCUCCUGGAUAGACCUUAGUCGCGCCACUAAGUGGAAGGACAAUUGCAUCGAUCGAAUGGGAAUACAAUGUCGAGAAUCAGACAGGUCCAUAGUGGUGGCCCCAGACUGGCUCAUCGAUACCCAAGAAGACUGCCUCGUGCGUGGCGACAAGUCAAUGAGAUUCGUCGCCUUGAGCUACCGAUGGGGAACAUCCGUCUGGUCUAGAGUAGGCCUCGAUAGGAUCAAUGAGAUGCGAAUACCGGGCGGUCUCUCUGACAGCUUCAUCACCAAGCUGCCCAUCAUCAGGGAUGCCAUACACGUUGUCCAAAAUAUCAGGGAGCGCUACCUAUGGGUGGAUGCAGUGUGCAUCAUACACGAAGCCAGGGACCAUCUGUCAAAUCAGAUUCAAAACAUGGGUGCAAUCUACGCAUCCGCCAAAUUCACCAUCAUCUCCACCGAUGGCGAUGCCAUGAGUGGCCUCCCCGGCCUCCAAAACUGCUCUUCGCCUCGAAAGCUUGAAGGCAUCUUCCCAUGGACCGAGGAUCGAGAGAUCUUCGUCAGGGACCUCCCCUCCGUCAGUCAUAUAUUCGUGCCUGAAUACUUCAAAAGGGGCUGGACUUUCCAAGAGUACAUUCUCUCUCAUCGCCGCCUCAUCUUUGCCAACCAGCAGAUUCACUGGACCUGCCACUGCGGAACAUGGCAUGAAGAUCUCCCAAAUCUACGCUCUCCGAUGGAUGAAGCCAAUGAAACUGUCCUGCAGUCCUCGAAGAUCUUGAGACGCCGCCCUGAUCUCAACGUGUUGGGCAACCUCCUCCGCUCGUACAACAACCUCGGGAUGACCUACCAAGAAGAUGCUCUGCCAGCGAUAGCAGGCAUCCUCAAACUCAUCAGUCCCUCCUUCGAAGGCGGCUUCCUCUUCGGAAUGCCCGUCCUGUGCUUCGAAGCCGCGCUGCUCUGGGGCACCAGAUUCUGGUACUACAACAUGGCCGGCGCCAAAUACAGAGGACUCACGAGGCGAGAACAUUCCGACAGGACUCGUGGUCUUCUUCCCAACGCCGAGCUGCCCUCAUGGUCUUGGAUCGGAUGGAAGAGCGACUAUCUGAGCCUCUUGAGGGAUGAAGAAGAUUACCAAGUGGUGACUUAUCCGAACCAGCCCCAAGAAGCUUCUUCGAGAUACGAGAAAUGGUUCACGUUCCCGACCGUCCACUGGUUCUGCCAGGACACUCCAACAUCCACCGACAGAUACCGCAUCAAGUCUUCCUGGUUCACGCCGUACAUAGAGCCCUGCAUCGAAGAAUUCAUCCCCGGCGGCUGGACAAGAGAAGAGUAUCCCGGCGCCAACGGUCCAGACAUCGAAAACACGCCCAGCGUCCCCUUUGGCAUCGCUGGCACAUACGUCUACAGCCACCCCGAAUUCCCAAACCGCCUGUUCUGGCGCCCCUUCCCGGUGCAUGCCAAGCGCGGUGCGAGGCAAAUGCGGCAAUGCAGAUUUCUCUCCUGCACCACGAAGCGAGCCUAUUUCACGUGUAUGCGAAAAACUGGCUGCACAAUGUUGGCCGGCGCCAUGGACUAUCAUCUCGAGCUAUUAGACUAUGACGACCAGGUUUGCGGCUGGGUCCAGCUCCCAACUGCCGAUACACCACUGCCCAGUCUCUCGAGAGCGGCCAGCCCUGAUAUCGAAGCUGAGGCUUGUAGCCCUGAUAUGGAAGAUGAGGCCAGCCCGGAUAUAGGAGAUGAGCCUGAAACUCCCCCAGACAUAAAAGAUGAGCCUGAAUCUCCCUCAAAUAUUCUUCCGUCUCCUCCCGACAGCCCUUCGCAGCAACUCUACGAACUCGUCGAGCUCGUCGUCGUCUGCCGGCGAUUAUACUCCGAGAGCAUCGAUCGUAAACAUGGUCUGUGGCUCAAGAGACGCGCCUACAAGCCUUUUUACGGCGUCCUCUGUAUCGAGUGGGUAAAUGGUGUAGCAUAUCGGAAGGGUUACGGCUAUGUGACGCAGGAAGCUUGGGAUGCACACGACGUUGACACUGUAAACUUGGUAUUAGGAUAG